AUGGACCCUGGCAACUUGCCCCUGCUUUGCCUGUGGUUACUGUGGGCCUUGGGAUCUGGCCCAAGCUGGGUAUGUGGUCAAGCAGCCACCCAGCCGCACUCAAUCAAGAUAGAAGGGGACAUCACGCUAGGAGGGCUGUUCCCAGUGCACGCCCGGGGCCCAGCCGGAGUGCCAUGUGGGGAAGUGAAGAAAGAGAAGGGGAUCCACCGGAUGGAGGCCAUGCUUUAUGCUCUGGACCAGAUCAACAGUGACUCUGACCUGCUCCCUAACAUGACGCUAGGGGCCCGCAUCCUGGACACAUGCUCCCGUGACACCUAUGCCUUGGAGCAGUCACUGACUUUUGUCCAGGCACUGAUCCAGAAGGACACUUCUGACGUCCGCUGCUCCAAUGGUGAGCCACCCAUCAUCUCCAAGCCUGAGCGCGUGGUGGCCGUCAUUGGGGCCUCUGCCAGCUCUGUCUCCAUCAUGGUGGCCAAUGUGCUUCGCCUUUUUGCUAUCCCCCAAAUCAGCUAUGCCUCCACCGCACCUGAGCUCAGCGACAGCAACCGCUACGAUUAUUUCUCCCGCGUGGUUCCUCCAGACUCCUACCAGGCUCAAGCCAUGGUGGACAUUGUCAAAGCGAUGGGCUGGAAUUACGUCUCCACACUGGCCUCUGAGGGCAACUAUGGCGAGAGUGGUGUCGAUGCCUUUGUGCAGAUCUCCCGUGAGGCUGGUGGAGUUUGUAUUGCCCAAUCCAUCAAGAUCCCUCGAGAACCCAAGCUGGGUGAGUUUGACAAAUUGAUCAAGAGGCUCAUGGAGACUCCCAACGCCCGCGGCAUCAUCAUCUUCGCCAACGAGGAUGACAUCAAGCGAGUGCUGGAGGCUGCACGCCGCGCCAACCUGACUGGGCAGUUCUUGUGGGUAGGUUCUGAUAGCUGGGGCUCCAAGAUCUCUCCUAUUCUGAAGCAGGAGGAGGUUGCCGAAGGAUCCAUUACCAUCUUACCCAAACGAGCUUCUGUUGAAGGCUUCGAUCAAUACUUCACCACACGGUCCUUGGAGAACAAUCGCCGCAACAUCUGGUUUGCUGAGUACUGGGAGGAAGACUUUAAAUGUAAACUGACUCGUCCAGGGUUGCAGCCUGAUGAAGGAGCACGGAAAUGUACUGGUGAUGAGCGGAUCGGACGAGAUUCAACAUACGAACAGGAAGGGAAGGUGCAGUUUGUCAUUGAUGCUGUCUACACCAUGGCCCACGCGUUGCACAACAUGCACCUGGACCUCUGCCCAGGCCACAUUGGUGUAUGCGACAAGAUGGAUCCCAUUCAUGGCCGUACUCUGCUGCACUACAUCCUUGCGGUCAACUUCAAUGGCAGUGCUGGGACACCAGUGAUGUUCAACGAGAACGGAGAUGCUCCUGGCCGCUAUGACAUUUUCCAGUACCAGUUGACAAACACAACAGUCCCUGGGUACAAGGCUAUUGGGCAGUGGAUGGAAUACCUGCGCCUGAACAUUGAUGACAUGCAGUGGUCAGGCGGUCAGAAGGAGAUCCCUUCCUCGGUGUGCAGCCUGCCCUGCAAUCCAGGCGAGAGGAAGAAGAUGGUGAAGGGAGUGCCUUGCUGCUGGCACUGCGAGCUAUGUGAUGGCUACCAGUACCAACUGGAUGAGUUCAACUGCAAAAUGUGCCCCUUUGAUAUGCGGCCCAACCUCAACCGCACGGCCUGUCUCACAACGCCCAUUGUCAAACUGGAAUGGAGCUCCCCCUGGGCCAUCCUGCCCAUCCUCUUGGCCAUCCUGGGCAUCCUUGGCACCAUCUUCAUUGUGAUCACCUUCAUCCAAUUCAACAACACGCCCAUCGUCCGAGCCUCAGGCCGCGAGCUGAGCUACGUCCUGCUCACUGGGAUUUUCCUCAUCUACUCUAUCACUUUCUUGAUGAUUGCCGAGCCUGGUGUUGGCAUCUGCGCCUUACGGCGCCUCUUCCUGGGCUUGGGUAUGGCCAUUAGCUAUUCAGCUCUAUUAACCAAAACCAAUCGCAUCUACCGCAUCUUUGAGCAAGGCAAGAAGUCGGUGACCCCACCCAAAUUCAUCAGCCCCACCUCCCAGCUGGUCAUUACGUUCAGCCUAAUUUCAGUCCAAGUAGUGGCUGUGGUCAUCUGGCUGGGGGUCCAGCCUCCCCACAGCAUCAUUGACUAUGAAGAGCAGCGUACACCCAACCCUGAGUUUGCCCAGGGGGUCCUCAAAUGUGACAUGUCAGACUUGUCCAUCAUCUCCUGCCUCAGCUACAGCAUCAUCUUGAUGGUCACCUGCACCGUCUAUGCUAUCAAGGCCCGUGGCGUGCCCGAGAACUUCAAUGAGGCCAAACCCAUUGGCUUCACCAUGUACACGACCUGCAUCGUCUGGCUGGCCUUUGUGCCGAUCUUCUUUGGCACAGCACAGUCGGCAGAGAAGGUUUACAUUCAGACAAUGACGCUGACCAUCUCCAUGAGCCUGAGUGCUUCUGUUUCCCUUGGGAUGCUCUAUGUGCCCAAGGUCUACAUCAUCAUCUCCCACCCGGAGCAGAAUGUGCAGAAGCGCAAGCGCAGCUUCAAGGCAGCAGCCACGGCCAUCAAUGCCUCCACGAGGUUCUCGCAGAAAGGGGCCCAGAAUGGCGAGAGCAAAGAUGAGAACCCGGAUAGCCUCUCUAAGGUGAUGUACAUCAGCUACACAGAACUGACAAUGGUGCCCACAUGACUGAAGAAGAGG
Rhineura floridana is the source of this 2715-nucleotide messenger RNA. RefSeq names its product metabotropic glutamate receptor 6-like. Gene Ontology annotation, cellular component: membrane. The record is from RefSeq and is a predicted model, not a curated record. Gene Ontology annotation, molecular function: adenylate cyclase inhibiting G protein-coupled glutamate receptor activity. The transcript has 10 exons. Lineage: Eukaryota; Metazoa; Chordata; Lepidosauria; Squamata; Rhineuridae. Bases 1 to 2703 code for a protein of 900 amino acids. Gene Ontology annotation, biological process: G protein-coupled glutamate receptor signaling pathway; regulation of synaptic transmission, glutamatergic.